CAUGUGGGGAGGGGGAGGAGAGGGCAGGAAGACAGAGAGCCUCCAACACUUGGACUUUAUUUACACUUUACAGAAACAGCAUGGCGAGUUUGGAGAGAAAACGCAAAGUGAAAUUCGACCCUAUGGAAUUAGAGGUUCUGGUAGAUGAGGCCAAUAAACACUUACAUGAGCUACAGCAAAGAAACCUGAGUGUCUCACAAAGGAACGCUAUAUGGGAAGAAAUCUGUGAAAACGUAAAUGCUGUUGGUAAAACGAUACGAACAGUGCAUGAAGUGAAAAGAAGACAUCAAGACAUCAGAAGAAGAACAAAAGAAAAAUUGGCGUAUAAUAAAACGUCAGUAGAUGAGAUACCUCUGACCAAGAUUGAGGAACAGGUCCAGUUAACGUUCUGCGAGGAGCAAGUCACUGGAAUUGCCGGGUAUGACGCACUGGACCUAAAAGCAGAACAAGAAUCUUCAUCAGAAGUUCAGCCAUCCCCCUCAAAUUCCCCCAGAGCAGCCGCCACCCCUGCAGAGCCUCGAAAGGGCCCAGAGGACAUUGAUCUGGAGAUGCUGCAGGAACAAAAGAAACAAUCUGCAGCCCUUCAGACAAUUGCACGAGAGAUGCGAGCGGCGUCAUCGAUGGCACGGGCGGCCAGGCGCGACACUCAGGCCAUUGCCACGCACUGCAGACAGGUGGUCAGCGCAGUAUCUGCCCUGACGAUGGCUGUCAAUUCUGUGGCAAGAGAGCUACGGGAAGGGGUUCAGGCAUUGACUGCCCUCAAUCCAGGUGGAGAAGCGGGCCGACCAAGUCCCACAGCGACAGCUAGGCAGCCUGGGACCGGAGAGGGAGGAGAGGUGCGCACGCCUGGCAAGCUCCACCUGCGUAAAAGGAAACACAAAUAAUAACUCAACUGUCACGUUUAAGUUUUCUUAUACUGGCUGUGAAUAUUCAUUUUGUGUAGAACAGGCAGGGCCGACCCAAGCCUCCGUGGGGCCCUAAGCAAAAUUUGAUUUUGGGGCCCUAUAUUACUGCCAAUAAUAAUGAUUAUUGAUUAUUCACACACCUACUAUAAGUUAUUUCAUGUUCUACUCUGUCAUUACGGAUACACUUGUAAAACUAGAUGUGAGAACUUUCUGUUGUAGUUAAACUGUAAUCCACAGUGAUUAAGGCCAUGGAAGCAGACAACAGAUUUGCAAACUGGCUGAAAAAUCUUUCAAUUAAUAUUUGGCAAAGUCAGCAAGUCCCCCUACUGGCCACACAGAGAAUCAAUACAUACUGUAAAACCUCAAAGAGCAGCCCGGCAUGUUUUACCCAUCUGUGGUUUUUAAUCUGAAAUGGUAGCAAAUUCAGCUACAAGAGCAGCCGGGGGUUGAUUUACACUUAAUAUUCAAAGUGAUAUAGUACUAAGUGGGAUGCCAAAUGUCAUCUAGGCCAACUAAAAGUAAUAAAAUAAACCAAUCAUUUACUGUAAACACAAUCUGCUUUAUUAUUUUUUGUUUUAAAUAAACUGCAACACAGGGGACAGUGGGCACAGUGGAUGGAGCAAAGGAUGGAGAUGGACCUAAGAUGAAAAACAACAACAAAAGCUAGUCAUGUUAGAUGUCAUAUUACACUUGAAAAUUAUGCUGCUUAUUUUCUGAGUAAAAUAGUACAGCUAUAGCUUGUAAUAAGAAAACAAUCUGCCAGUGGAACAACUGAAAAUUGCUUGAAAAGUUUUGAUAUAAUAUGCAUUUGUCUAAAAACAUGUCCCUUUUCAUAUGAUUAUGUAUUAUAUUAAUAUCUUAAUGAGAUAAUUUGACUAGAAAUUAAGUAUAUAUGGUGACAGUUUUUCCCUCACCUGAUUCAUUUGCCUUGGCUGAGCCUGAGGAGGUGGACUGCCCCUGGGCUGAGUCAGUGACUCCUCCAAAAUACUUUUAACAGUGCUCCUGGGGAAGUUUCAUAUAACUUAUGAGCAUAACAGGGAGUUGAUGUAAAAGACAACACAAACACGUUAGCUUGAAUAGUAAGCUAUCUAACCUACCAGUUAAGAGACAUUUCUCUCGCUUCGAACUAACGUUAGCUAGCUAAUUUGCUGUUAUAGGCUAACGUAGUUGGAACAAAAUAUCAACAAUAAUUAGGGACUUUCCUAAUUUGAGGAAACUUUUCAAAAUCUCCUUGACACCAAACGUUACCAAGACAUGCAAAUAUACCUUUAUCUUGUCGUUUUUUCUCCUCUUCCUCUUUCUUUCUUUCUUCUUUCUUCCUUUUUCUUUCUUCUGCCCCUGAAGGGUAUGUCCUUUGUUGCACGGCUGGAUGCACACCUUACUAGCAUGGCUCUGACAUUUAGAGCAGAGAGGCAUUAGGAAACUACACUCUGUUAACAUAAUAUUGUCUUUUUGUACAAAAAUGUACAUUUGAUUAAUAUAUGAAUCCUCAUCACUCACACAUGGAAAAAAAAUAAUUUUUUCUCUUUUUCUUUUUUGAAGUUAAUUGCUCUUGGGGCCCCCUAGUGGUCACGGGACCCUAAACAGGUGCUUAGUUCGCUUAUGCUUUGGGACGGCUCUGACAAUAGGCUAUACGAUAAAGAACUGUUUAGUUUUGUUUUUUUGCCACGAUAAAUGUUAGAGCUAUAGCCUGAUAUAUUUUGUGUCUGAAACAAUGUCUCUUUAAUAUGAUUUUGCGUAGCUUAACAUAAUUAGACGUUAAUGAGACUGAGUAUUUUGUUUGAUAAUAAUGUUUGGAACCUAAAACGUGAUUUCAAUCAUCUUUUUUUCAAUAAAUGUUGAUUUGCUUAACUUUGCAAUGCUCUGCAGUUUAUUGGGUCACACUAGCACUCGUAUUCUAAUCUACAGCAUAUAUUUAAUCAAGGUGUAUUUCUGCAUUACAUAUUAUUGAA
This is a messenger RNA of Epinephelus moara (kelp grouper), 2857 nucleotides long. Its product is annotated as myb-related transcription factor, partner of profilin-like. Bases 81 to 884 code for a protein of 267 amino acids. The record is from RefSeq and is a predicted model, not a curated record. Gene Ontology annotation, molecular function: RNA polymerase II cis-regulatory region sequence-specific DNA binding; DNA-binding transcription factor activity, RNA polymerase II-specific. The transcript is spliced from 3 exons. Lineage: Eukaryota; Metazoa; Chordata; Actinopteri; Perciformes; Serranidae. Gene Ontology annotation, cellular component: nucleus. Gene Ontology annotation, biological process: regulation of transcription by RNA polymerase II.